Durusdinium trenchii is the source of this 1149-nucleotide messenger RNA. The record is from the annotation of a GenBank genome assembly. NCBI's taxonomy places the organism in Eukaryota, Dinophyceae, Suessiales, Symbiodiniaceae.
AGUUGAGAUUUUGGCUUUGUUGCAGAAAACUCGUUGUGGCAUCGGCAUGCAGAAGCUGGGUAGUCCGCGCAAUGUGCACUUGACAAGCCUAACUGCCCUUCUCUUGCUGGCAUGCUUGAGUACCAGAUUCUUGACGAAUGCAAAGACCGAUUUCGUUGUGUUCCAGCUCCAGCCCCAUUCGGGCAGAGAAUAUCCUCCAGCCCGAAGCAGUGCGACUUCGACUUUAUUACAUUCUUCUGGAGAGCAUUCAUUCAAGCAUGGUCAUUAUGCAUCCAGAGUGGUGAUAGCUGGAAGUGCAGUGCUGUCCUCCCUGUUGGUGGGGCUUGCCCGAGGACAGUCAUUGCGGAAACGAGACUCUGUUCGUUGCCAUGCAGGAUUUGAGGGUUCUGGAUUGACAGGCAAGUGGGGUUGCUACAAGACGGAGGGCGACAUAGAUGCCUAUUGGAAGGCUACAGGUCUUCCUUGGUUGGCUCGAAAAGGGCUCCAGCUGAUGGAUUGGGGUGCUGGCAAGAAUCAAAACAUUCGUGAAUUUCUUCAAGAAGGAGACAGCAUAAGAAUGGAAUAUUCUUUCGAUGGACCUGGUCUGGGAGGGCUUGGCUUUACGGAGACAUACACAGUUGGGAAUGGUAUCCAAGAGAUUACUAGAAUGGGUGGUGCCAAGAUCUUGGUUGACCCCAGCUGGGAAUCUGACAAAGUUUUGCGCGUGCAGAACAUGAAUCCAGCGAAGCAGACGAAAGGCUGGGCUAAGACCCUACUUUCAGGUGGUCAAGACGAAGAUUCUCAGCAGCAGAUGGUAGCUGGCGAAAAAGAAGACGCUCCGCUGGGAGAUGUGAUCGAUGUGCAUAGAUUCUACCUUGAGGACGAUUCUUUGGUGCUUGAAGCAGAUUCAUCUCAGUCUGGAGGACCAGUGGUAAAGUGGUUUUUAAAGCGGCUGAUUUGAUUUGCACCAAGUGCAGUCAGGACAGCUGCAAAUAUGUAUUUCUUACUCCAAUGGUAGGUUCGUCCUCGCAGAAUCACUGCAGGCUGAGUCCGAGUAUCCAAGAUGAACAUGGUGGAUGAUUUUGUCACAAGUUUCUACAGCAGCCCUGCCUGGAUUCCUUUAUUUUGUACAGAAAUUGCUGCAGAGAGCCAAGAAGCAACGGAGGACAA